CUUAUUCUAGACUUUUUAUCUAUUCUUUUAUGAAUUGAUCUAUCAACCUACAAAAACCCAAGUGUUUGUAAACAAGCAUAAAUUUUCAAAAUCUCGGAUUUAUCAAAUCAUGCAUCUUGAUCUUUAAGGUAGUAAUGUUAGUGGGUUUUAUUUAUUCAUUUUCGUUAAAUAAAAAAGAACAAGGAAAAACUGGAAAACAAUUUCCGAAUCUUCCAAACACUGAUGGUAUAUUAGAUCGCUUGGAAGGACCUGAACAACUGCGAAAAUUUUUUGUUCUUUCCUGUUUACAUUUUUGAUUUCUUCUAUCUUUGCAUUUCCCAAUAUCGAUUCCUUAAAGUAAAAAAAAUAAAAGGCGAAAAAAAAAGGUAUGGAAUAAGCGAGGACGAUAAACUUGCAGUGACUUGUUUGAUAUUUUCACCUAUUAUAUUGAGUGGAAUUGUAUUCUUGUUGACGUUUUUUUUUCGCAUUGCUAGAUUCUGCUAUUUCUAACGUUUGGUUCAGUAGCUGUUUAAUCUUUUAGUUUCUUUUUUUGUUGUUUAUUUCAAUCACAAAACAUAAUAGUUUUAAAUUAUGUCGUUUCAAAAAUUCCCCCGUCAUUUAUUAUCAAUCCGUGAUUUGAGCCGUGAAGAGAUGUUAAAGCUCAUCACUCGUUCGGCAGAAAUCAAGCAUGAUUACAAAAAAAGAUUUGCCAAUAGGGAAAACGUUCAGCUCGGUGGACUGGAGGGUCAAAACGUUGCCAUGAUCUUCAACAAACGCAGUACACGUACUCGUGUCUCUGUCGAAACCGCUGUCAACACCCUUGGCGGGAAUUGUAUGUUCUUAGGAAAAGAUGAUAUCCAAUUGGGUGUCAACGAGUCCUUCUACGAUACCUCCAAGGUGAUUUCAAGUAUGGUUGCAGGUGUGGUUGCUCGUGUGAAUAAGUAUUCAGAUGUCGCCAAUUUCGCCCAACAUGCUUCUUGUCCCGUCAUUAAUGGUCUCUGCGACACGUUCCAUCCUUUACAAGCUUUAGCGGACUUGCUCACCAUCCAAGAGGCCUUUGGCACCUUUAAAAACUUGAAACUUGCCUGGAUCGGAGACGCUAACAACGUCUUGCAUGAUCUGAUGAUCGCUUGUGCAAAGGCUGGUAUCGACACAACCAUCGCAAAUCCAAAGAACGUCGAGAUCCGUAGUGAUAUUCUUAAUCUUGUCCGUGAAAGCUCUAAAGAAACGAACGCCAAACACAUUAUCAGCCAUGAUCCUGCGGCUGCUGUUCGAGACGCAGACAUUGUGGUUACAGAUACCUGGAUUUCCAUGGGCCAAGAGGCCGAACGCCAAGCUCGUCUCAAACAGUUUGCUGGCUUCCAGGUCACAGAGAAAAUCAUGCAACUAGCAAAACCUCAUUGUAAAUUCAUGCAUUGUAUGCCCCGUCACCCCGAGGAGGUCUCAGAUGGGGUGUUCUACGGCCCAAAUAGCUUGGUGUUUCAAGAAGCUGAAAAUCGAAAAUGGACCACAGUCGCUGCUCUUGAAGCUUUGGUCGUCAACCGUGGUAAUAUUUAGACAUUUCCUACAUACUUCCUGUUUCCAGCUUCCUUCUCCAUAUUUUCAAAUGAAUUUGCUAAUGUUUCCUUUUAUUUCUUUGGACGCGUGAAUGAAAGAUAAAAACUGUAUGUUCUACAAAUGUCACUGUCAUAGUUCUUACGUAUAUAAAGAAUGAAUGCCCAUAAAAGAAACGGACGAAAAGAAGAAUUCAUAGUAGAAUACAUUCAUGGUUUAUACUACAAGACGAAAGAGCGUAUACCCAAUAGACUAGAAAAUCUGUGGGAUUUACGACUAGAAUCGAACAAUAAACAAGCUUAUUCAAUAGCAAAGCAAUUAU
This is a messenger RNA of Schizosaccharomyces cryophilus OY26, 1855 nucleotides long. Its product is annotated as ornithine carbamoyltransferase Arg3. The transcript has a single exon. Lineage: Eukaryota; Fungi; Ascomycota; Schizosaccharomycetes; Schizosaccharomycetales; Schizosaccharomycetaceae. The coding region runs from base 571 to 1536 and encodes 321 amino acids. The record is from RefSeq and is a predicted model, not a curated record. Gene Ontology annotation, biological process: L-citrulline biosynthetic process. Gene Ontology annotation, molecular function: ornithine carbamoyltransferase activity; amino acid binding. Gene Ontology annotation, cellular component: mitochondrion.